AUGUUUAUCAGCAGAUUGGAAAAUGCAAAACAAUUACAAGAAUUACAUAUUGAGAGUCAAAAAAUACCAUUUGGGGAAUCGUUAUGCUUUGAACCACGCAGCGCUUUUGCUUUAUCUAUGUGUCUAAAAGUUCUUAAUAUUUCUGACGAUAACAUAACAUCCUUAAAAAACUUAACUGCAUUUCGGGAAUUAAAUACAUUGGAAGCAAAAAAUAAUUUUUUGAAUGACAUGGAUGAUUUAAUUAGAACAAUAAGUACAUUAAUCUCCUUGAAAGAUCUGUCCUUGCAAGGCAAUCCUGUUACACAAUCUUAUAGAUACAGGGAAAAUCUAAUUGCUAAUAGCAUUUUGUUAGGUAAUCUUGAUGGUAAAAUUGUGACUAAUAUUUGUCGAAAUUUUAUGAAAAAAUUUAAAAUAAAGAAUAACCGACACGUGAAAAAAGAAAUUAAAACUCCUCUAGCAAAUGAUAUAUCAAGUUUUUUGAACUUGCCACCAGCUUUUAAAAGAUCUAUAUCAAGAGCAAUUUUUCAACAUCCUGGAUCACAAUUAUCUCUAACAAUUACUCCUGAAUUGAUAGGAAGUCAACAAGUAUUUCCACCAUGGAAACAUCCAGCAUUUGGCAUCAGAAAUAUCAAGGAUAAUCAUACAUAACAAAGCUGUUCUAGGGUUUUAGAAUAACUAAAAACAAAGAGACAUUUUUUAUUCUAUUAUCAAUAAAAAAAUCGCAUUACUUAUUUUUUUGUCAAUUAUAUCACGAAACAGACGUUUCAAAAGAGAUUCACAAAUUAAGAAACAAACGUCUGUUUGUGUAUGUACACAUUAUAAAAUAUUGAAAUAUAUUAAAAUAUUAUCCCUAA
Nylanderia fulva is the source of this 854-nucleotide messenger RNA. Its product is annotated as protein phosphatase 1 regulatory subunit 42. The record is from RefSeq and is a predicted model, not a curated record. Lineage: Eukaryota; Metazoa; Arthropoda; Insecta; Hymenoptera; Formicidae.